AUGUCGCUUUCUAAAAGCGAGUCCGAUGUAAUUCUCAACCGGGCGAAUGUUGCUCUAUCCCGCAGCCAACGGCUCGUAGCCUCAUGGCUACCGCAACAAACAGCAGAAGAACUAGCAAACCCCAAGACCGAAGAAGAGCUCCAACGAGAAGAAGAUGAAAUCUUCACCGCAGUGCCAGAGACCCUCGGCGUCGGAGCUCCCCUCCCCCAGAAAGCAGCAGAUGGAAGCUGGAACCGCACAGAGCUGGACUCGAAUGAUAAACUGCGCAAACAACUUCUCGGCAAGAACUACAAUCGCGUUAUGAAGGCCGCUGCCGAGCAGAAGGCCGCUGCUGCUGCUUCUCUAGCGGCGGCUGCAUCUGCUUCAGCCAGUACGGCGAAAGCUGAGAUCGAGGAAGAAUACGAUGAAGAGGAUGGUCGGUCAGCUAUGCUUGCUAGGCAGAAGAAUAAAAGAAAGGGUGGGCCUGGGGCUGGUCGUGGUGUGCAUCCUGCGGCUGCGGCUGCUGAGGCUGGAGAUCAAGGUGGUGAGGAGGGUGGGGAGGAGGGCGCGUCUCAGCAGGCUCCUGCUCGCUCCAAGGGCAGAAAGAAGGCGACGAGUUAUCUUGAUGAGCUUCUGGCUGAGCGUGCGAAGAAGAGAAAGAAGAAGUGA
Molecule: messenger RNA, 648 nt
Organism: Penicillium coprophilum
Lineage: Eukaryota; Fungi; Ascomycota; Eurotiomycetes; Eurotiales; Aspergillaceae
Product: DUF3245 domain-containing protein
Exons: 2
Coding region: 1-648 (215 amino acids)
Source: RefSeq, a predicted model, not a curated record